Messenger RNA from Vanrija pseudolonga, 1546 nucleotides. It is a transcript of the gene rrn11, whose product is annotated as RNA polymerase I-specific transcription initiation factor rrn11. Gene Ontology annotation, biological process: transcription initiation at RNA polymerase I promoter; nucleolar large rRNA transcription by RNA polymerase I. The record is from RefSeq and is a predicted model, not a curated record. The transcript is spliced from 5 exons. Gene Ontology annotation, cellular component: RNA polymerase I core factor complex. Gene Ontology annotation, molecular function: RNA polymerase I general transcription initiation factor activity; RNA polymerase I core promoter sequence-specific DNA binding; TBP-class protein binding. The coding region runs from base 83 to 988 and encodes 301 amino acids. NCBI's taxonomy places the organism in Eukaryota, Fungi, Basidiomycota, Tremellomycetes, Trichosporonales, Trichosporonaceae.
GUCAACAACAACAUUGUCAACACAAAGCCCUAUCGCGGGUAGGUAGAGCAGCAGCACCCACAUCCCUGCUCUUACCCGCGCAAUGGUAGGCAAGUACAAGUUCAACCCCGAGCCCAAUGGCCCCGACCGGCCACGCACCGUCCGCGGGGCAUACAUCUACAACCUUGUAGAUUGCAUCUACGCGUGCAUCCUGCGCGGCGAACUGGACCGUGCGCGACGCGCCUGGGGGAUCUUGGUGCGCUGCCCAGACGUCAACUGGAAGGAGAGGUGGCGCUGGGGUCUGUACCUCAUGACCGCUGAGACGGACGCCGAGGCGCCGGCCGGAACACAGACUCAAACGCAGACUCAGCAGCCUAAAGAGGUGGAGCGCUGGCUCAAGAGUCUUCAGAUAUCAAUGCCAGAGGGUGAUAGACCCGCCAUCCUCGCCGAGCUCGUCCUCUUCCACAUCAAGGGGCACCGAUACCGCGCCGCGCUCGACGAGCUCGAGACGUACCUCACCUCGUACCCUUACCUGCUUUCAGCCUCGCUGCACACAUAUGCCGGCAUGAUCUGCUUUUACUUGGCACAGCCGAAAGCGCUGCAGGGGUCAGAGUAUGUGCCGCAGGAGCGAGCGGAACGAAGGGAUCGAGAGGUGUCUGUCGAGUCUUCUUCAACUGCGACCAGUGUUGAUUCUAUUGGCCGUAACGUCCCCCCGCCCAACGAGGGCUUGCUGCGGCAAGCGCGCAAGUGGUUCGAAGCUGCGCUCAAGAUCAACCCGCGCGAACAAGUGGCACUGGGAUUCAUUGGCCUGAUGGAGAACCCCGACACUCGGCCAGACUACGCAGAUGACAAGUCGGACGAGGAGAUGGAGCUCGAGCUGCAGAGCAUGGACAGCAAGUCGGACGCUGGGACAGACAAGGGCAGCGAGAGCGACUCGAGGACUGCCACGCCCGAACGGUACGGCGCGUAUGGCGGCUUCAGAGGGAGGCACUAUGAUGACUCGGAUUAGGAGGAGCUUCAUUCCAUGUCUAGAUGCGGUCAUGUUGUAGGAUUAUGCGAUGUUGUAACGGCAUUCUGAACCAAGAGCGGAUGUGCAGCUCGGUCUGACCUAUCUUCAUGUCCUGCCGUCGAUGUGGAAACACAAAACACUUGUGUGCGCGGCCGCAAUGACCAUGUGCACGAGAUGCCAUGCUGUCACAUCGCCAGCACAAGGUCCGCAAGUGUCCGCCCUCAUGACGAAGCCGACAUCUGGUCCAUCAAUCGCCUGACCACACAAACACGCCGGGCGGGCGACACCAACAACACGCAUCGCCGGCCAUUCCCACACGGCAUAAACGUCAGUGAGAAGAAAGGUUAGUGGGCUCGGAAACAGCCGAUCAUGGCGAGUGUGGGAGGCCCCAGUGUCACACGAGACAACGCUCGUGUGGGAUGUGGGAGCACAUGUGGACCCACAACCAGACCUCCGACGACUGCUGUGAACCUGCUGGGCAGACAGCACCAACGAGCAUGCCAUGCCGUGCCGCUCAUGAGCAGCAGGAUGUGCAUGACAGCGUCGGCGUGACAGCCG